This is a messenger RNA of Paramisgurnus dabryanus, 2689 nucleotides long. Lineage: Eukaryota; Metazoa; Chordata; Actinopteri; Cypriniformes; Cobitidae. The record is from RefSeq and is a predicted model, not a curated record.
GCGCUCAGUGCGGGAUGAGAGCACGGAGAGAAAUGGAUCUUAAAUCUUUUUAUUUACACGCAUUUCUUCACAUCACCUUUUUAGUCAUUUUAUAAUGACAACACGCAUUUCAGCAUUUCACUAUAAGGCGGUGUAGGUGCGCUAUUUCAACAGUGUUUGUUCAGUGGCUGUAAGAUUUACGAUUGGUGUCGGUAAAUGGGAUUUUCUCGAUGUUUGGAAAGACAAGGACAAAUGAAAUCGGACAUAAUCUAAAAACCAGGCGUAAUUGCUUAAUUUCCACAUGACAAUAUUUCACGUUGGUAAGCAAGACCCCUUUUCCUGAAUUGCGUAAGUUAUGUUAAUUUAAAUCACAUUUUAUUUUUCCUAAAGGACUAUUGACAUUGUUUUUAAAAAUUUCAAAUUUCCCUGGAUAUUUUUGACAGUACAGUACUGAGAGAUAAACUAGUGUAGAAAUACACUUAAGUCCUUGAAGCUUGUCAAAAACUUGUCGGUCUUCUCCACUAUGGCUUUGCCGGACAAUACUAGUGGUGUUCCUGUUGAAGAAAUGUCUUAUCCGGAAAUUAUUGAGCUAAACGUUGGUGGCCAGGUGUAUAUAACUCGCUACUCUACAUUAACAAGUGUGCCAGAGUCCCUCCUGUGGAAGAUGUUCAGUCAAAAGAGCACAAAGAGUUUGGCCCGUGACACCAAGGGCCGCUUUUUCGUCGACAGAGAUGGCUUCCUGUUCCGUUACAUUCUGGACUACAUGCGAGAUCAACAGCUCGUCCUUCCCGACCAUUUCCCAGAGCGAGGACGACUGCAGAGAGAGGCAGAGUUCUUUAACCUCCCUGAACUUGUCAAAAUCUUGGCACCAAAGAUCAGUAAACAGAACUCUCUGGGUGACGAAGGUUGCCAGAGUGACCCGGAAGAGUCGUCACCAUGUGCUGACAACGCCCGCAAUCUGGCCUCACUGGGGGCAUCUGCGGCCGCCUGCUCCAGCAUGGCAUCAGUCGGAGGCGAUGGCAAGCGCUCCGGAUUCAUCACAAUUGGCUACCGGGGCUCUUACACGCUUGGUCGCGAUAGUCAAGCGGACGCCAAGUUCCGGCGAGUGGCACGGAUUAUGGUGUGUGGGAAAACCUCCCUUGCUAAGGAGGUUUUUGGCGAAACACUAAACGAGAGCCGUGACCCCGAUCGCCCACCAGAGCGCUACACAUCCCGCUACUACCUAAAGUUUACUUUCUUGGAGCAGGCUUUCGACAGGUUAGCCGAUGCCGGCUUUCAUAUGGUGGCCUGCAACUCCACCGGGACGUGCGCCUUUGCCCAUGAGCAGACUGACGACAAAAUCUGGACCAGCUACACCGAAUAUGUAUUCUACCGUGAGUGACCUCAAACCUGUGCUCCAGUGUCUCCUCCCUGCCUCCCAGACCAGACACCAUCACCUUCAGUAGAUUCAUCUAGAUCACAAUCCCCAACCUCCAUCCAGACUUUUCCUCAACUGAGCCCUUAAUGCUUCCUACCUGCCUCGCUUUCUUUCUAUUGAACAAAUCUCACUUUCCUCUUACCAAAUAUUUGCCUUUCCUCUGAUAGACAUUUAUUCAUAUUGCCUUUUCAGCUUUUGGGAAGCACAGAAUUGUAUUGUUGAUCUUCAUAUACGUUAUCCAGCUAAAAGUUGGAAACAAACUGCUUAAACUAUAGCACAUUAGCCAUUUAAAAGGGCUUGGAAUAGUAAAUACUUUCAUUUUUCUGUCUACCAAAUUGCAGGACAUAUUUUGAGGCUUUUAAGCUGUUGGUCAUCCCUGAUGACAAAUAGAUAUGUAAUAGCUUUUCAUUUUGGAUUAUUAUUUGGUUGUGUAAUCUAUUUAUGGGGCCAAAGAAGUGGUAAAGCACUGGGUUUUAAAAUGGAUCGAAACCUAGUGGGCUUGUGAAACUUAAUGAUCAAGUAAUAGAGUAACUUAAAUUAUCAAUUAAACUUAAUUAUCAAGUUACAUAUAUUACAAUAACUGGUUUAGUUUUCUCAUUGGUUUUGGCAUAAUGUUUAUUGAGUUGGCAAAGAUUUUAAACAAAUAGCAGUUAAUUGCACAGAAUUAAACAAUAUUAAAAUAGCAGAAAUUGCAAAGCUUGUGGUAGAUUGGUGAAUUGGUGUAUAUUGACUGUGUUUUUUUUUUGCUGGUGUUUAUUUUUUGUUUCCAGUCACAAUAUUUUAUUAAAAUGGUCUUAAAGUAUUUACAGUAAGUGUAUCAUUCAUAUGCAUGUUAUUUAAGUGACAUUUUCUGUGAAUGAUGCACAUACUUUUUUAUCAUAAAGAUUAUGUCAUUAUGUCAUUUACUAAAUGUUUUUUCUCCAUACUAUACAAGGCCAUUGUUUGUGUGGCUUUUUGACCGUGGUACUUUACAAAUUUUAGAGCUUUAAAUCAAAUAUUUUUAAAUUCAUUGUGACCUUAGGCUACAGUUGCCAUACACUGUAACACCGGCACAAAAUUAAGAUGUCCUGCAGUAGACUUUAGUAAUGAAGUGUAAAAUAUUAACCACUAAUUCAUUCGUUGUUUCAUUUGUACGAUGGCACAUGUGCAGGCAUCUGUAAAUCAUUUAAUUCCUCUGAGAUCUCAAUUUACCGAUUGUCUUUUGAAGGUCAUGCGUAAGCUUUGUUUAUAGUGAAAUGCUUACCUCAAAGUGUCUUUAUGGAAGCAUGAAUAAAAACAUUGUUUGGUACUUUG